AUGAACUGGAAGGUUCUUGAACACGUGCCCCUGCUGCUGUAUAUCUUGGCAGCGAAAACAUUAAUUCUCUGCCUGGCGUUUGCCGGAGCCAAAGUAUACCAAAGGAAGAAGUUGGAAGCAAAGCGGCAAAAACUGGAAGCUGAAAAGAAGCAGCAGUCAGAGAAGAAGGGCAGCCACGUGGAAAAUCUGCGCGAGGGCAUGUUAGUAGAUGCUUGCAUCGCCCUGAGCCCCGAGUGUGACCGGAGGCAAGGCAACUGUCGCUCAUGA
Messenger RNA from Lipotes vexillifer (Yangtze River dolphin), 267 nucleotides. It is a transcript of the gene SMIM11, whose product is annotated as small integral membrane protein 11. Lineage: Eukaryota; Metazoa; Chordata; Mammalia; Artiodactyla; Lipotidae. The coding region runs from base 1 to 267 and encodes 88 amino acids. The record is from RefSeq and is a predicted model, not a curated record. The transcript is spliced from 3 exons.